This is a messenger RNA of Penicillium subrubescens, 1674 nucleotides long. Its product is annotated as pyridoxal phosphate-dependent decarboxylase family protein. The transcript is spliced from 2 exons. The record is from RefSeq and is a predicted model, not a curated record. Bases 1 to 1674 code for a protein of 557 amino acids. Gene Ontology annotation, biological process: carboxylic acid metabolic process. Lineage: Eukaryota; Fungi; Ascomycota; Eurotiomycetes; Eurotiales; Aspergillaceae. Gene Ontology annotation, cellular component: cytoplasm. Gene Ontology annotation, molecular function: carboxy-lyase activity; pyridoxal phosphate binding.
AUGGCCGACGCUCCGUCCAGUCGCGCCGACGAGGUGCAGACGCUCUUAAAGGCCGUCGAGGACCUUCUCAUUCCCUUCAUUCGAUCCGCAGACGAGCCUCCAGUCCCCGCGAAGAAGCACACGAACGGCGUCAAUGGACAUGCUACCCCGCAAGGAACAUCCCUAGUCGACUAUAAAAAGCCAGAAGAUCUGCGAGACAUUCUCCAGCUGGAAAUCCCCGAGCAAGGCCGGAAGCAGGAGGGCUUGAUCGAAGUCCUGGAAAAGGUUCUGAAAUACUCGGUCAAUACCUGGCAUCAGGGCUUCCUCGACAAAUUGUAUGCGUCUACAAAUGCCCCCGGCGUGGCAGCGGAGCUCAUUCUUGCGACCUUGAACACCAACGUGCACGUCUACCAGGUCUCGCCUGCUCUCACGGUUAUUGAGAAAUUCACUGGCCAACGACUAGCAAACCUUUUCGGGCUGAACGGUCCUCGUGCAGGAGGUAUUUCUGUCCAGGGUGGCUCGGCUUCAAACACUACAUCUAUUGUCAUUGCUCGCAACAAUUUAUACCCAGACACAAAGACCGAGGGUAAUGGCGGGUACAAGUUUGUGCUUUUCACCAGCGCCCAUGGCCACUACAGCGUUGAGAAGGCUGCUCAAAUGCUGGGAUUCGGUAGCAGUGCCGUCUGGCCUGUACCAAUUGACAAGCAAGGUCGGAUGAUCCCCGCUGAAUUGGAGAAAAUGGUGCAGAAAGCGCAAAGUGAAGGCCGAACGCCGUUCUACGUGAACGCCACGGCCGGUACAACGGUCAUGGGCUCCUUCGACCCUUUCAACGAGAUCGCCGCCAUCUGCCAGAAAUAUAACCUGUGGUUCCAUAUCGAUGGAUCCUGGGGUGGUUCGUUCAUCUUCUCCCGCAAGCAGAGACAUAAGCUGGCCGGUUCAGAAAAGGCGAACAGCAUUGCGAUCAACCCGCACAAAAUGCUCGGCGUACCGGUGACAUGCUCAUACCUCCUGGCCGCAGACAUUCGCCAAUUCCACCGCGCCAACACCCUCCCCGCAGGCUACCUCUUCCACAACGAUGAUACCGAGCCAACCCAAAACGGAAAUUCCAACGGAUCCGAACUAGAGGUCGAUUCACCCGAGGUGUGGGAUCUCGCAGACCUAACUCUCCAAUGCGGCCGUCGUGCAGACUCGCUCAAACUCUUCCUGGGAUGGACAUACUACGGAACCGAAGGCUACGAGAAGCAAAUCGAUAACGCAUGCGAAGUAGCCGCAUACCUGGCUACCCUAGUCUCGCAAAACCCCAACUUCACCCUCGUCAGUGAGAACGCGCCUCCUUGUCUGCAGGUUUGUUUUUACUACACGCCUGAUAAGAAAAUGGUCUACCCGCGCGGUAUUGUCUCGAAUGAGACGCAGCGGGCGAAGAACAAUAGCAAGGUCACUGAGCAGAUUACGCAUGCGAUUGUGCGGAAGGGCUUUAUGGUUGAUUUUGCUCCUCCUAGUGGGGAUGAGGAUGAAGUUGGGAAUGGCAAGUUUUUCCGCUGUGUGGUCAAUGUUUUGACUAGUAAGGAGACGGUUGAGAAUCUUGUGCAUGCUAUCGAGGAUGUUGGUCCUGCGAUUGUUGAGUCCUUGACUUCGGCUGUUGCUCAGAAGCGGCUUGGUGAACGUGGACAUGGUCCUGUUGUUCAUCACCGGUGA